AUGUCAGUUAUUCUUUCAUCAACCUCAAAAAACGCUCCUCUACUUAUUUACAACGGGCUUUCUUACAUUGUUGACCGACGAAGCGACAAAAAGAUAUUAUGGAAAUGUGAACAUGCUAGAAAAUUUAAAUGUCGUGCUCGAUUACAAACGGAUUUAAAUAACGUUUUUAUUCAAACCGUUGGUGAUCACGAAAAUCAUACUGGAGAUCCACGUUCUGGACCAAUUCGACAAUAUUAUGAUCGAUUACGAAGAGAAUCUCAACAAAAUCAAGCCAUUCCGCACAAUAUUUUAACACAAACCAAUAUCGGUGUUCAAGAUGAAGUGCGUGUUCAAUUAACAAGCAAUCAUCAUUUGAAAAGAAACAUUCGUCGUUGGCGGCAAGAAACCAAUGCUGCACCAACACCCUUUAACAUCAACUUUCCAGUUGUUCCAGAUAAUUAUCAUCAAACAACACGUGACACAAUAUUUCUCCGUAAAGAUACUGGUCCAGCAUCUGAUCGAAUAUUAAUUUUUUUUACUGAUGAACAAAGAAAUAUUAUGGAAAACGCCACAGAUUUCUUCAUCGACGGCACAUUUAAAGUCGUUCCAGAAUUUUUUUUCCAACUCUUUGUGAUACAUGCUAAUUAUCGGGAUCAUAUAUUUCCAGUAUUAUUUGUUCUAUUAACUGGCAAAAGUGGUCAGAUUUAUCAAAAAAUGAUGAACGAGAUAAUGGCAUUAGUUCCUGGGUGGUCUCCUCGGCGAGUUAUGAUGGACUUUGAAAAAGCCGCAAUGAACAUGGUUACCAGUACUUUUCCUACAGUCGAACUCAGUGGAUGUUUUUUCCAUCUGAGCCAAAGUGUUCAACGAUUUUUACAAACUCAUGGUUUCAAGCAAAACUAUGAAACAGAUAUCAUAUUUGCUGAUAAUAUUCACAAGAUAUUGGCGUUAGCCUUCCUUGAACCAAAUCAAGUUAUUAGUGGGUUCGAAUCUUUAUGCUCGAAUCUUGGUGAUGAAUAUCAAUCUAUUCUCGAUUAUAUGGAAGAUAAUUAUAUUGGUCGACUUCGUGGGCGUUCAAGACGAGCUGCAACAUUUCCUAUUAUAUUCUGGAAUAUGGCAGCACGGGUGAAGAACAAUAUGUAUCGUACCAAUAACAACAUUGAAGCGUGGCACCGCAAAUUAAACUGUGCAUUUCAAUGUACACAUCCGACCUUAUGGACAUUUAUAAAUAAAUUAAUCAAAGAAGAAAAUAAUAUACAUUCAGAUGUAAUUAAUGCUAUGUCCGGUCGUUUGCCACCAAAGCAAAGAAAUGAAUCUUUGAACCAACGGCUACAACAAUUUGGUUCAAAACCCACACACAGACAUCCAGGAUCAGUUGAAAUACGUCGGACGUUUGUUAUCGAUUUUUUAAAUACCAUACUGCUAGCUGAAUUGUGUUUAAAUGAUUGA
Molecule: messenger RNA, 1425 nt
Organism: Rotaria socialis
Lineage: Eukaryota; Metazoa; Rotifera; Eurotatoria; Philodinida; Philodinidae
Source: the annotation of a GenBank genome assembly